This is a messenger RNA of Nothobranchius furzeri (turquoise killifish), 3365 nucleotides long. It is a transcript of the gene slc6a16a, whose product is annotated as solute carrier family 6 member 16a. The record is from RefSeq and is a predicted model, not a curated record. Gene Ontology annotation, biological process: sodium ion transmembrane transport. NCBI's taxonomy places the organism in Eukaryota, Metazoa, Chordata, Actinopteri, Cyprinodontiformes, Nothobranchiidae. Gene Ontology annotation, cellular component: plasma membrane.
CGCUCCUUCUCCUCUUGCAGCUCCGGUGUUACAGUUUGUUCCAGCUCUCUGAAAAAAGCACCAAAGUUAUUAGAACAGCCCUGUGUGUGUCCCUUAGUGAAACAUACACGUGUUUCUGACCCAAACAACAACCUAAUAAAGAAAAGGUUUUGAGAAAGUCUUGAGAGAAGACGAGCAGGGAAAUCAACACCGACAGGACUCCGGGAAACUCUACUCCUCUGAGAGGGACACACACAUGAUUUGCUAUUAGAUCAUCUGGCAGCUGACAUGAAAGAAAGUGGAAUAUAUGCAGCGAGGCAAGCAAGCUGAUGGCUAAAUACCUGUUUACACAAGAGAGAAAGAUGGAGAAGCAGGCACUGGACUCCACCGGGGAGCAGUGCUGGCUGGGAGAAGGUCAGUCUGAAAUGCAGCUGUCAGCGGUUCCUGAUACUGUUAGAGGUGAGACAGCUGGUGAAGAUCGACCUGCGUGGGACUCUAAGAUCCAAUAUGUGUUGGCGCAGGUUGGCUUCAGUGUGGGGUUAGGGAACGUGUGGAGGUUCCCAUACCUCUGCCAUCAGAACGGAGGAGGAGCCUUCAUGCUUCUGUAUGUUUUUCUCUUAACGGUGGUGGGAGUCCCUUUGUUUUUUAUGGAGCUGGCUGCUGGUCAAAGUAUCCGACAGGGCAGCAUCGGUGUGUGGAAGCACAUCUCCCCAAAGCUGGUGGGCAUUGGCUACUCCAGCUGUUUGGUUUGCUUUUAUGUGGCUCUCUACUACAAUGUUAUCAUAGCAUGGAGCCUGUUCUACUUGGGGAAUUCCUUCCAGUAUCCUCUACCAUGGGAGCAGUGUCCAACAGAUGUCACUUCUAAUGAAACAGUGAAGGAGUGUGCCAGUAGCUCCCCCACUCAGUAUUUCUGGUUUCGGAAAGCUCUAAAUAUCACAAACUCCAUAGAGGAGUCUGGAGAGUUUAACCCCAUCCUGACGGGAUGCUUGUUGGCUGCCUGGGCCAUCGUGGCGCUGGCUAUGAUCAAAGGCAUCAAGUCAUCUGCAAAGGUGAUGUACUUUUCUUCAGUUUUCCCCUAUGUGGUGCUCUUUAUUUUCCUUAUCAGAGGAUUGAUGCUGGAUGGAGCCAUGGAUGGAAUCACCUACAUGUUUUAUCCCAGACUGGAGAUCUGGGGUAGCGUACAGGUGUGGCGGCAGGCAGCUACGCAGGUGUUUUUUGCCCUAGGUCUAGGCUAUGGCUCUGUGAUCGCAUACUCCUCCUACAAUCCAGUCAGCAACAACUGCCACCGGGAUGCGCUGUUGGUCUCCGGCAUCAACUUCAUGACGUCUGUGCUGGCCUCGCUGGUGGUUUUUGUUGUGCUCGGCUUCCGAGCCAAGAACAUUGCGUUACACUGCGUGGCUGAGAACGUGGGCGAAUUAAAUCUCAUGAUGUCUCAUGGAUCCAACCAGCACUGGUGGCCUUGGUUCAACACCACAGAUCCGACUUCAGUGUCUAUAUCUGAUUACAGACAGUGGUACAGGGAGUAUGGUGCCAUGGUGGCUCCUAAAAUCACUGACUGCAAUCUGGAGGAGGAGAUGAACAAGGGUGUUGAAGGGACGGGCCUGGCCUUCAUAGCCUUCACUGAAGUCAUGGCUCUUUUUCCAGCCAGCCCCUUCUGGUCCACGCUGUUCUUCCUGAUGCUGCUCAACCUGGGCCUCAGCACAAUGUUUGGGACCAUGCAGGGAAUCCUCACGCCUCUCAUGGACAACUUUAGCUUCUUGGGCCGUCACCGGACCCUGCUCACUGUGUGCAGCUGUUUAUUGGGGUUUGUAAUCGGAAUACUAUUCACCCAGCGUUCUGGAAACUAUUUUGUGACAAUGUUUGACGACUAUUCAGCCACUCUACCGUUAGUGAUUGUCGUUGUUUUUGAAACCAUCAGUGUGGCGUGGGUUUAUGGCACCGACCGCUUUCUGGAUGAUAUUGAAGCCAUGCUCAAAUGGCGCCCCCCGGUGGUGUACAAAUAUCUGUGGAAGUAUGUGUGUUUGCUGGCUAUGCUCGGCCUUCUGGCUGCCAGCCUGCUUCGGAUGGUCUUCAAGGGGCCCACGUACACCGCCUGGAAUCAAACAAAAGGCUCUGAGAUGACUCUUGAGUACCCAGACUGGGCCCUGGUUAUGAUCAUCUUGCUCAUAGUCUUUGCCAGCUUGCCCGUACCUGUGGGUUACAUCCACACCAUGCUGAGACACCACUGGGCACCUGGCGCCCCUCCCCAGGAGGGACCCGGCGCGGAGGUGCACCGUGAGCUGUAUACCAAGUGCAGCUCCACUGACCAGCUGGAUCCCAAUUCCCAUCAACCCUUGGUAGAGGAAGACGGGGUUCGCUCCCGGGCAGUCUUCCUGCCAGUGGGCAACGAACACUACCAGCUCCUGUCCCAGCAGGGGGAAGAGGAAGAGGAGGAAGAGCAGGAUACAGGAGUUUGAGCUUGCUCCUUGUGCAAACAAAAUUUUGGACCUAAAAGGGAAAAAACAGAAAGAAGGCUUGGACUAAAGUAACAGAACCAUCUGAAUGAUGUAUUUUACAUGCAACAAGUCCAAUGUUGACACGCCAAACUCAACUAUGUACCGGUGGAACAUGAAGUAAAAUACCUACAAGUGCAUUAAAAUACAAGCAAGAUUGAGCAGAAAUAAUGUAAGGCAGAAAAACAUCCAACCACCAACAUCAGGUUUGACUGAUUUGACUCCAUGUGGGGGUCAUAAUGUAACGGCUGAUGAACUGUGAAACCUGAGGAGAAUUUUUUAGCUGAAAACGUUCAUUUGGAUGAAAUAUUUUACUUUGAGAAACUGUGAUGGGUGUGUGUGUGUGUGUGUGUGUGUGUGUGUGUGUGUGUGUGUGUGUGUGUGUGUGUGUGUGUGUGUGUGUGUGUGUGUGUGUGUGUUUUGAGGUUUGAGUGGAUUGGUGGAGCUGUCAUGCACAGCGUUGGUUAUAAACCAAUCGGGUCACUUUGAUGGUUUAUCAUAGAGUUUUACUCAGUUGUGCCUGGUUAACGCACAUGGUUAAGGUAGAUAAAGCAGUGUUACAUCCUCUGUUCUUCCGGCAUGAAGACUUCCUGCUGAGCCAAACAGGUUGCACACAUGAACCUUGUGUACAGCUGAAACAGUGGUAUUAGUUACAGCUCAUGCUGCAUAGCUUUAACACGUUGUGUUCAUGGGCAGAGACUGUGUCAUGAUUUUAUUUCUGUAACUUAUUUAAAUCAGUUUAGUUUUAACGUGUUUUUAAAAAUGUGAUAGCUGAAAUAGUGAUAGUUGUUUUAUUUUUGAAAAAAUUGAACUGAGACAAUACCAAUACCUUUUCAUUGUAAUAGUGUUGUACUGUUUACGAGUGCAGCUUGAAUAAAUGUUGACAUGCUAUCA